AUGGCGGCACAGCAAGAAUCCACCGCAGUGCAGUCUGAGGACGAAGAUAGCAAUGUCGAGUUGGACAUCGAUGCACAAUUUCCUACGAUAGAUACCUGGGACUACACAUUUUCAAAGCAGGAUGCUCAAGUCCUCACACAAGAUGAUUGGGCGCAACGCGACCCAACUGGGUGGGCUCAUUAUAUUCCUACCUGGACACGACCUGGCUACGAUGAUGAUAUAGAGGUCAACACAGAUGGCACCCGGGAGAGACCGAGGAGAGGAGACUCUUGGAGCAGGAUGAGGCCAGCGAUAUUGCCAACUGACCCUCCAGCUAGCCAAUACGCUCAGCGCUUUGGAAUUUUUCCCCUCCCAGCAUUAGACCCCACUGCUGAGGCACGUUCAAUGUUGACGCCAACCGGAGCGACUGCUGAAUGGGGAUUUGAGCAAGGUUUCCAGUCCUUUGUGUUUGGGGACCUCACCAGCCAAGAGUUACGCGACUCGGGGGCUUUUGAUCCGAACCAGAGCGUCGAUACACCUGACUUACGUGGAGACAUAUAUCAAGAAAAUUGGACUCAGGUCCCAUUGCCACCAGAUUCUGCACUCAGUGUCACGACGCGCGCUAGAUUUGACUGUUGGUACAAUCUGAAUGGCCAAGACAAGCAAUAUGAUGUUCAAAGAAACGACGAAUUAUGGGACGCUUUGCAACCGGCACUUCAGCUCGCAAGUAAGGUACUUCUGAACGAGCAUCCGUAUUGGAAAGCAAUACUAAGCUUCUACCACACACGGCCGGUUGCUGUAGAAAGAGAUGGCCGAACUAGAGAGCAGAAGGCCGAACCUGAGUACAGGCCAUACGUCUCCUUAUGGUUGGAUAUUGACAGAGACAAGAUGUAUGAUUCGGCAAGGUCGUUAAUGGACCGAAACUUCGAUUCAACCGCAGCUACAUUGGAAGUUCUCAGAAGAAAAUUAAAGUGGUCAAUUUUCUCUGUUGAUCAUGAGGCGGGCGCGACGACUACGACAUUCUUUGAUUCUAAUACAUCGAACUGGGAAAUCCGAAUAGCUAUCAACGCAGUAUAUUUAUGGCCGCUUCUGGUACCGCAAUACUCAGCGUCUGAGAAAGUAGCUGCCAGCGUCUACGUGGCCAAGCUCUGCCUUCAUGAACUUGCUCAUGCAGCUCGGUUUGCCAGCCAAUAUCUGUUGGAAGUCCCGGACGGACUAAUGGAUCCGCCAUGGACUCCGCCUCCGGGUACAUGUUACGACGAUGGCGUGAGGGACGACCUUCGGGCACUCCGAACAGAAGCGUACCAGGUACCAUACGAAGAAUAUCUAUUUCAGGAUGACCCACAAGCCGAAGAAGGUAAAUCCUUUGAAAAACAGAUUUGGGGGUUUGACAUUGAGGCGGAACCCGAGGCUGCUAUUGAUAGGGACAAUGACGCUUACCGUCCAUUCCUGUCCGCCGUGAACUGGCCAUGGAUGCACCCUACAGUCCACUUUCAGAAUCAACGGUCCGUCGAGGCUGGCAAUUAUGGCAACGCCACUUCUCACGGAUAUAGACUAUAUCUACUAGAUCCCCCUGCGCCGGCAUUUGACCUGAAGACGCCUCUCCCAGUCAGCUCCUAUGCCAAGUUCAUGCAAGAAUCUUGGUGGGAAACAGAGUUCGUCAAAUUUGGCCAUCAGGGACUCAGGCUCUCAAUUCAUUCCACGGACCCUUCCUCUCCGAUGAUGAGCGUAAUCAGGCCAAACCAAACGGUGGUGGAGUUCUUCCCCUUGCUUACAUCGGAUUUGACCAGCACCUCUACGCAAGGAUUCAACGCGAUCUGGAACGGGGUACUAGAGGCGCUACAACAGCCUCUCUCGGACGCUACAGCAGGCCGUGUUAGCGAUCUCACGGAGACGAUGCGUGGACUGCUUAGGAAUUUGAUGGAAUUGAACCGUCUUCUCGGCAUAGAAGUGCAGUAUUCACAAGGCCUCACAGCCCAAUAUGUUCUGCAUUCUACCGCAGCACGGGUUAAAAUUCACCGAAGAUACAUGCAGCCCCUCCAGCAGCAUCUUCAGCAGAUGAGAGACUCCAUUUCCGCUCUUUUAGACAGAGUGGCGCCUAGCCAUAUCCAGAAUGACCAACCAGUAUGGGAAACUAUCAAUGCUCCUUGGGAAACUCGAUUUCUCUUUGAGAUCCAGCGGAACCCCGGCGUCCUCAAUGGAGCUGUGCAGCUUCAGACGAAUCAGGAUAUUAUUGCUUUCGCCAGGGUGAGAUCGCAGACUGCCGAGAUGUGUUAUGACCUUGGAGUUACGCUUAACCACCUAGAAAAUGUUGUGCCUAUCCUCGAUGCGCAGUAUAUUAGGACUGGGUUCGUGCACGCACCGAUUGACUACUUCCCAGGUGUUCCACUCGCGAGAAAGAAGAUGGCUUUGUCUAAAUCUGUGGAGAGAGCCGCAAUUUGGGAAAUCAUACGCAUCAACAACGCGAGUCUAUUUAAUCUUAUUAUUCAAUGGAUGAAUGUCCUCCAGGACCACGUCGGAUUGGCAUCUGUCUUUCAAGCUCGAAUACCCAUCAUGCAAGCGAGACUGAGGUCCGAUCUUUCUGUGUUUGUUUCUCUCUUGUUCGAGAUCAAACUAGGCCAGUAUCAGCCGUCUCCUGCGGCUCCAAACGUUUCGAGAGAGCAGCGACUUGCUGAGAUGAGAACCACAAUCAGGAACACGGUUGGAGACAAUAACGACUUGAGGACGUGGCUCAGAGGAUUGUGCCAGGCAAGAAAUGACGAAGCGGAGUUCAACUCAAUCAUGGGAUUGACCACUGCCUAG
This is a messenger RNA of Diaporthe amygdali, 2781 nucleotides long. RefSeq lists its product as uncharacterized. The coding region runs from base 1 to 2781 and encodes 926 amino acids. The record is from RefSeq and is a predicted model, not a curated record. The transcript is spliced from 12 exons. NCBI's taxonomy places the organism in Eukaryota, Fungi, Ascomycota, Sordariomycetes, Diaporthales, Diaporthaceae.